GCAAAACCUCACAGCUAACCUCUUCAAAUUCUCUUAACAAAAAAAAAAAACCUCUUCAAGUUCUCUUCCUCUCUCUCUCUCAAUGGAGCCAUGGCUUGACGAUUUAGCAGACGACUUACAAAGCGUGAGCUUCACCUCCGCCGGAACCACCGUGAACCGAAGCACCAGCUCCGGUUCCCGCUCAUCCUCCUCCGCCACAGCCCUCACUCCAGCCACCUCCUUCUCCUCCGCCAAACUCCCUCCUUCACUCAGAUCAUCCCUCUCCCUCUCGGAUCUCCGGUUUCGCCUCCGUCUCGGCGCCGGAGACAUCGGUUCCGUCUUCUUGGCCGAGUUUAAAUCCGCAACGGCCGCCGAUAAGUUGCCUCUUCUGGCCGCGAAGGUGAUGGACAAGAAGGAGCUCGCGAGCAGGAGCAAAGAAGGGAGAGCCAAGACGGAGAGAGAGAUUCUCGAGUCGCUUGACCAUCCUUUUCUCCCGACGCUCUACGCCGCCGUGGAUUCUCCGAAAUGGCUGUGUUUGUUGACGGAGUUUUGUCCCGGUGGGGAUUUACAUGUUCUCCGUCAGAGACAGGCUUGCAAACGGUUUCAUGAAUCCGCCGUCAGGUUCUAUGCAUCGGAAGUGAUAGUAGCCAUUGAAUAUCUUCACAUGAUGGGGAUUGUUUACCGUGACUUGAAACCUGAGAACGUGCUGGUUCGAUCAGACGGUCACAUCAUGCUAACUGAUUUUGAUCUCUCCUUAAAAUGUGAUGAAUCCACCUCCACACCACAGAUCUUGCUGAACCGGAAUCAACCUCCAAACGGCUCGUCUGACAAGAAUGAUAACCAAGCCAUGGACCAUCACCAGACCACAUCGUCGUCGUCUUGCAUGAUUACAAACUGUAUCGUCCCUGCUGUCUCGUGCUUUCACCCGAGAAUCCGAAGACGUAAGAAGAAGACUGAUAACCGAAACAAUGGUCCUGAGCUUGUGGCUGAGCCUGUGGACGUCCGGUCCAUGUCGUUCGUUGGAACGCAUGAGUACUUGGCUCCUGAGAUUGUAUCAGGAGAAGGGCAUGGGAGUGAGGUGGACUGGUGGACGUUGGGGAUAUUCAUGUACGAGCUGUUCUAUGGAACGACGCCGUUCAAAGGGAUGGACCACGAGCUAACACUUGCUAACAUCGUGGCUCGAGCCCUUGAAUUCCCAAAAGAGCCAACGAUUCCAAACGCAGCCAAGGAUCUGAUCUCUCAGCUACUGGCGAAGGACCCGACCCGACGCUUGGGGUCGUCUCUGGGUGCAUCGGCCGUGAAACGUCAUCCGUUUUUCCAGGGAGUUAAUUGGGCUUUGCUCAUGUGUACUCGUCCUCCUUUUAUCCCUUCACCGUUCCGCAAAGAACUUCUAUCCGAUGACAUUUGUCCUGAAACCCACGUCGAUUAUUAUUAAUAUCUUAAUCAGCACUACGUAUAACGUAACAAAAGCAUUUAAUAAAAGUUUAGAUAUUAAUUAUAAAACAAAAGAGAAGACAAAAACCAAAGACACAACAUCGUGGCAUAUGGUUGUGUUAUUGUUAUGUUAU
This is a messenger RNA of Eruca vesicaria subsp. sativa (arugula), 1547 nucleotides long. The record is from the annotation of a GenBank genome assembly. Lineage: Eukaryota; Viridiplantae; Streptophyta; Magnoliopsida; Brassicales; Brassicaceae.